Molecule: messenger RNA, 600 nt
Organism: Exophiala spinifera
Lineage: Eukaryota; Fungi; Ascomycota; Eurotiomycetes; Chaetothyriales; Herpotrichiellaceae
Exons: 1
Coding region: 1-600 (199 amino acids)
Source: RefSeq, a predicted model, not a curated record
AUGUGGCCCACCAACCUCAACCUUCACCUUGACCUCAACCGCUACCCAGGCCAAACCCACGGCGCCCCAUCCUACACCGUCAUGCAAUAUGUCGACCAGUUCAACCCCUUCGCCAUCCAGAACCUCCCUCGCGAUAUCAUCGCUGCUGGGUCCGCGGAGGCCCGCCGCUCUCCGGUCCUGAUGGGCUCGUUGGCCUUGCUCGUUGCGAUCUGCGGAGUCGUCAUCUCUCUGCUGUCGCUCCACGUCGUCAUCAUCCCCAUCUACCGGUACAUGGUCAGGCGGCGCUUCAGCUAUGACAGCGACGAGGACGCCGAACGGGCUUUGCAGCAAGCGCGCGUGGAGGGCCCCUUCAAGUUCAACGGCCUCCAGUAUUGCGGAUACGUGGAGCCAGUACCAGUCCCGAGGCCCGCGACCCGGUCGUCCCAAUACGGCUCCAUCUCCAAACAUACACCGGAGCCGGACCAGGAUAAACAGUCUACUAAAGCGUGUGAGGUGAUCCGACCCGCCGCCAGUGCAGAUUCAAGUUAUAGUACGAUCAUCGAAUACUCUCCCGAAGACUGUACUUGUGGACUUUGUUUGCAAUGUCAAAGACACGCCUAG